Fraxinus pennsylvanica is the source of this 729-nucleotide messenger RNA. The record is from the annotation of a GenBank genome assembly. Lineage: Eukaryota; Viridiplantae; Streptophyta; Magnoliopsida; Lamiales; Oleaceae.
AUGGAGAAAAUUAUAUUGAUGAGAUCGUUGUGCCGCUCGAUUUGCAGAAGAUCUCAAGCUUUCUCCCCCUCCUCCUCCGCCGCCGCAGCUACCUCCGUUGUCAAUCACCAUAUCCGCCACCUCCAUUUCUCUUCCCCCGCGCUCCCCACCUCUUCUCAUGACCGUCUACCAUGUGGUUACUCGAAUCCUUUAGCAACGUGCAUUGGCAGUAAACGUUUGUUCAGCGAAGAUGUUGCACAUAUGCCUGUCAUAAAAGACCCUGAAAUUGAGUGGGCAUUCAAGGACUUACUGGCCACAAACUGGGAUGAGCUCCCACCUGCUGUUGUCCAUGAUGUAAAAAAGGCAUUGUCCAAGAAUACUGAUGACAAGAUUGCCCAAGAAGCCCUGGCCAAUGUUUUCCGAGCAGCAGAGGCUGUUGAAGAGUUUACAGGUAUUCUCAUGUCGCUGAAGAUGGAAAUGGAUGAUGCCAUUGGGAUGAGUGGGGAGGAUGUGAAACCCAUGCCAGAAGAAUAUGUUAAGGCAAUGCGUACAAUCUUUGAUAAAUAUGCGGCAUAUUUGGAUGCAUUUGGGCCGGAGGAGAUCUAUCUGAGGAAGAAAGUGGAGAAUGAGUUGGGAACAAAGAUGAUAUACUUGAAAAUGAGAUGCAGUGGCCUCGAUUUUGAGUGGGGAAAGGUUACGGUCCUUGGGACUUCUGGAAUCUCUGGUUCUUACGUUGAACAGAGAGCAUAG